This is a messenger RNA of Stylonychia lemnae, 1056 nucleotides long. NCBI's taxonomy places the organism in Eukaryota, Ciliophora, Spirotrichea, Sporadotrichida, Oxytrichidae. The record is from the annotation of a GenBank genome assembly.
AUGCGAAUAACUUUGAAUAAGAUGCCUAGAAACAAUUAAGGAUUGCAAUAGGUUUAAACCAAUGCAGAAAGAUUAAUUGCAAAUGCUUAGGAUAGAGAAAAAGCAAAUAAGCAAGAAGUGGAGAUCAAUCUAAAAAAUUACAUAAAUUAUAACUACAUCGGAGAUUUAUUCGUGGGCAACAAACCUCAAAGAAUAAGAGCAAUUUUCGAUACUGGCUCCACAAAUAUUUGGAUACUUUCCAAAGAUUGCAAAAGCUCAAGAAACAUAAUUAAGGAAAAUCUACCAUUUGAUUCUACUCAAUCAUCUACCUUAGAAGUAUCAGAUUUAGCUUGCGCUGUUGAAUUUGGAUCUGGAAAACUUUCAGGAAUAUUUGUGAAAGAUGACAUAAGAAUUGGAGGAACUGGCUUAGAAUAAGAAUAAUUGGAUGGAACUAGUAAGCAUGAUGUGGUCCUAAUAAAAAACUAAGCUUUUGGGCUUGCCAAAGACGAGGUAGUUUUCGAUGAAACCUUUGAAGCUAUAGUGGGACUAGCUUUUCCUUAGAUGUCUAAUAGUUUAGAAGUGGGCUAGCCAUUUUUCGAUUCAUUAAUUGACUAAAAGUUGUUGCAUAUGAAUGUGUUUGCUUUUUAUAUGUCAGUGAGUAAAAAGGAUCAAUCUGAGUUGAUUUUUGGAUGGAUUGACGAGAGUAAAUAUACUGGAAAUAUCGUUUGGCAUCCAGUUAUUAAUUAAUUUUUCUGGCAACUUUAAUUAGAUGAUGUCUUAUAUAACAAUAAAUCGAUUGGUUAUUGUAAGAAAAGAAAGUGCUCAAUCACUCCAGAUUCUGGAACUUCAACAAUCACAUUUCCUAAGCGUGCUUUUGAAAAGAUAAAAUAAUUGAUUCCAGAUCAGAAAAAUUGUAGAGAUAUAAAUGACUUUGGCUAGUUAACCAAGGAUAUGUUUAUUGUCGGUGAUACAUUUAUGUCUUACUACUACUCUAUAUUUAACAGAGAAAAUAACACAGUUGGAUUAGCUAAAGCGUUACAUUAGUAUCCUAUAGAUGAGUCAGGCUUAUUCGAUUGA